Molecule: messenger RNA, 1979 nt
Organism: Guyanagaster necrorhizus
Lineage: Eukaryota; Fungi; Basidiomycota; Agaricomycetes; Agaricales; Physalacriaceae
Exons: 4
Coding region: 175-1866 (563 amino acids)
Source: RefSeq, a predicted model, not a curated record
ACGUUCUAUUACCCUUGCACAUGUGUAAAUCGCAAGGCUUAGGUAUGUCUACUUAUAUACCGCCCGACUCAGUCCCUCUCUUCAGCAUUGCUGUCGCACUACCUCAAUUCCUUCGUCCACUGUUUGUUUUACGCCGCUGUCUUCCUUCCGCUCGUGUCACCGAACAUUGCGUUCAUGUUCAAGGACAACAACUCGCGGAGUUCCGUCAGCAGCGACGAAAUUAGAUGGCUUGUUGCUUGCUCUACAUUUACCCAAGAUGCUUCACCCAGUCCUACUUGCCCAAUCCCUAUCCCAUCCAAGCGGUCCCGUUCACCGCCACCGGCUCCCGUUGGCAUCAACGAUUCCCUCACUCUCCUGAGAGCAAGGGGUAUGCCGCGUCGCAACUAUCAGAGAUCGACCAAGUGCAGCAGAGCCAAAGCGAUCCCGAAGCUCAACGAAGAUGCUUAUCAAGCAGCAGAUCCAGACUGUUCUAGUCUCGAAUAUGCGGUUGCGCCACCGAGACUCUCCACACCUCUUCCUGCUGCCUCUUCAUCUUCUCCAUUCCUCAUUCCCGCAUCUUCGCGGGCGAAGGUGCCAAGAAAUGGACGGAUGACUCACGCUCUUCUUCUCGCUAACAGGCCGUUUGAGGUUGACUUAUUUCCUAAUAAUGUCAUUUCAACGCCCCCACGAAGGCAGCCACCGAAACAUCGAGAAUGGAUAUACCGUAGCCCAAAGUCUUCAGCUGAUUCUCCCAAAUUUCAGUCGCGUGUUAACGUUAACCCUCGACCGCGUUCGCCUUCUACAUCCGGACGUCCAGGGCCUUGUCUGGACCACAGGCUUUCUUCCGGCUGUCAUUCAAAUUAUCGAGCUUUGAACAGGAACACCAGAUUUUCGCCUCCCUCCCCGCCUUCCUCUUUUUGGUCUUCGCACGAUCCACGUUCUCGUAUAUCUGAGGACGACGCGCUUGUGACCGGCAGCAACGGCUACCCCCAGUGGGACAAUUCUGACUCACGUCCAUCAUCCCCGCUUUCAUCCAAGUUGUCCUGUGGGUCUCAUCACACUACCGCAACAGAGCCGUUGCAAAGCCGGUCAGCGUCCUCGUCGACGAUAUCCACGUCAUCUUCCUCGCCCCCACCCACGCCCAUAACUUCCUCAUACUUAUAUUCCCCAAUGAUGCAGAACCCCUACCCUCCUAGAUCCAUCCUCACGACGAGUUCAUCCUCCGCUUCCACCGAUCAAUACUCGUCAUCAGUCAUGGUCUCACGACCGCAGGGUCGAAAACGGAGCGGAAGUAGCAAUAAGUCCGUCAAGUUUGUGGACAUGCCUACUGUUCACUAUGCUAGUAUAUGUCAUGCAGAACUAAAUUGGGAUUGGGCGACACCGGAUGAGAACAGUGAUGCGGACGAGACGGAAUCGGAGAUCGAGGAGGGAGGAGCAUACUCACCUAUGCUGGGGAGGAUUCUUGGGUUUGAUCAGGACGAGGAUGAUGCUCAAGGCACAGAGUAUGAGUCUGUAAUAGAACACGGGUGCCCUGAAGGAAGGAAGGAUGAGACAGGGUCUCUGAGACGGCUAGUCAGUCUGAAGCGCAGUUCAUCCUCAGCGUCGUCACGGUCCAUCAACCGUCCGUCGAUUUCUGGCCCUUUUGUACUGGGAUCGCCACCUUCGGUAUCUACCAUUCCUUCACCACCCACGGCGAUAACCAGGGCUGCAUCGAUUUCUCACUUACGAAGCGCACCUUCGUAUGAAAGCUUCCGAAGUGCCAGGAGUAGUGGCGGGAAGAGCGCUCUCAGCGUCAAGAGCCUGAGAAGCAUAUCGGGCAGCAUAAAAAGUCGUGCGCGAGAGUUUCGCAAUUGGUUCAAGGGCAGGAGAGUGGCCGUUGUUUCGUAGCCUGUACACAGUUUCCCAUAGGUCGGUGGAUUUUGGGGCUGCCUUUUUAUUUUUAUGAUUGUUAGGAAGUAUGAAUGCACAGUUUAUUACCAAGGAACGAGGCACUUAUUGCA